This is a messenger RNA of Laccaria bicolor S238N-H82, 1149 nucleotides long. RefSeq lists its product as uncharacterized. The transcript has 11 exons. The record is from RefSeq and is a predicted model, not a curated record. Bases 1 to 1149 code for a protein of 382 amino acids. Lineage: Eukaryota; Fungi; Basidiomycota; Agaricomycetes; Agaricales; Hydnangiaceae.
AUGCGGAAGAUGCCGCACAGGAGUGUUGGGAACAGAUGGACAUGCUACGGAAAGGUGGCGCUUCGCGUUUACGAGCUGGGACAGGCUCCUAAGGAGUGGGAAAGGCGACGCAAAUUUCACGCAACGUGUAGAGUCCUUGUAUGUGAGGUCGCCAUAUUGCUCUUCAAACCGUUUUGUGCCCGAAAUGAACUCAAAGAGAUAGUGCUCGACUGUUUCAUUGGCUUGUUCACAGGCCUCACAAAGAGGCGAUUCUACGCAUUUGAACCGGUAAAGGUAAUGUUUCAGCGCGCCGCUUUGCUCUUCAACAGCCCUUUCAUCAGGAAUGGUAUCCGGUUUGAUGUGUUGUUGUGCGCGCCCUCUGCUGCCUUCUUGGCCUCUUCAUCCGCCCUUUCAUUGCCUGGUAUGCCUUUGUGUCCCGGCACCCAGCCCAAGCUCGUGUGUAUCUUGUCGGUAAUAUAUGAUCCCGUAGCUGGCAUUCCUGCCCCUGUUGCUGUAAUUGCCGCCUGGUUGUCCACUCCCAUCGUCGCUUCCAUCACCCAGCCUGUCUCUCUCCUAAUCAGCUCCAGCCCCAACAUCAUCCCCACGCACUCUCCUUCAUACACCGUGGUUCCUCCAGCGUCCCCAAUGUGGGUGCUUUCUAACAGGUGUGGUGAUGGCAAUCGUUUGACGUGUCUUCUUGCUGCCUUCCUAGCGGCUUUACCAAUCAGAUUUGUCUGGGGCAGUGUCGCAAUCCGCAGUGCCGCGCUGUGGCAUAUCUUGCGCAAGUGGUAUUUGAUUGGUGCGAUGUCGGCGUGUGCGAGUAUCUGCCUCCCACUCUCCCUCCUCACUGGUGGCACGCACCACACAUCUGCCGCGUAUAGCAUGCUAGGUAGCGCCACCCCAUAUAGCAUAGCCCUCAUAAACUCCCCCUUCAUUCCUUUUGCCAUCUUUGCCGUCCUUCGAAAUUGUGUUACCCACUUCGUCCCCUUUGCUAAAGCGUGUGCCGCAUGUUCCUUGAAUCGCAGCUCUUCGUCCAUUAUCAACCCUAAGAACUUGUGGCUCUUCGUUGGCCGUAUGGUAUGCUGUCCGAUUCUGAUGUCUGGCCUUAUCUCCGGCAGUGGCCUUCUUGACCCUGGUUCUCUAUGCUUCCUCCUCGAAAAACCGAUGUAG